This is a messenger RNA of Musca vetustissima, 1272 nucleotides long. Its product is annotated as retinoid-inducible serine carboxypeptidase-like. Gene Ontology annotation, molecular function: serine-type carboxypeptidase activity. NCBI's taxonomy places the organism in Eukaryota, Metazoa, Arthropoda, Insecta, Diptera, Muscidae. The transcript is spliced from 4 exons. The coding region runs from base 1 to 1272 and encodes 423 amino acids. The record is from RefSeq and is a predicted model, not a curated record. Gene Ontology annotation, biological process: proteolysis.
AUGAAAAUAUUGCUGGGUCUGGCUUCGUAUAAUUUCGACCAAUUUUUAUUUGAGGUUAAUCGUUUUUUAGCUAAACCCGGCUAUGGACCCGGUGAACAAGAUUGGGGUUUUCUUGAUGUACUCCCAGGAGGACAUAUGUUCUAUUGGCUGUAUUAUACAACAGCAGAUGUUGCCAACUAUACCGAACGUCCCUUGGCGCUGUGGCUACAAGGUGGUCCCGGUGUUUCAUCCACGGGACGUGGUAAUUUCGAAUUUUUUGGCCCCUUAGAUGUGCAUGGCAAUGAACGUAAUUGGACCUGGGUAAAAUAUGUGAAUGUAUUAUUUAUUGAUAAUCCAUUGGGUAGUGGUUUUUCCUAUAUGGAAAAUAUUACAUUACUACCAUCAACAAAUUAUGAAAUUGCCCAAGAUUUGGUAGAAUUUAUGAAAUUAUUCUAUGAACGACAUCGGGAAUUUGAAGAUGUCCCAUUGCAUAUUUUCUCACAAAGUUAUGGUGCUAAAAUGGCAGCGGAAUUCGCUCUGCAACUUUAUGAAGCUGUACAGCGUGAGGAGCUGAGAAGUAAUUUGAAAUCUGUGGCCCUGGGAAGUCCAUUGAUAUCACCGAUGGAUUCGUUUAAUGCAUGGGCGCCGCUGAUGUUGAAUAUGGCCAUUAUUGACAAAGAUGGCUAUAACAGAAUAAUGGAAGCAGUUGAGAAAAUUUCAAAAUAUAUCGAAAAUAAUAGAUGGAAAUUGGCCUUUUUGCAAUGGUGGAAGACAUAUCACAUAGCGAUAAAUGCUAGUGAUAAUAUAGAUUUCUAUAAUGUGUUGAAAUAUCGACAAGAGGAUGAUAUAUAUUUAAAAAAUCUAACCUUGCAUACUCUAAUGAAUGGACCAGUUAAGAAAGCGCUUGGCAUAGAAGAACACAUUAAAUGGGGAUCACAGGGAUUCGAUAUUUUCCUUAAACUUGCAAGCGAUUUUCUGAAGCCCGUUAUAGAUAUUGUUAGUGAACUUCUUAGUAAUACUGAUGUGAAGGUGUCGGUUAUUUCCGGGCAACUGGAUUUGACUUGCCCCACUGUCGGAACUGUGAAUUGGAUCGAGAAAUUGGAAUGGAAUUAUCGUGAGGAAUACGUUAAUGCACCGCGUAAUUACAUUCACAUUGACAAAAAUAUCGAAGGUUAUGAGAAAAGUGGUGGUAAUUUUACCAUGUAUUUGGUAAAUCGUGCCGGUCACAUGAUACCCGCCGAUAAUCCCAUCGCUAUGAGUUAUAUUGUUAAACAAAUAACUAAUUAUGGAUAA